Messenger RNA from Rosa chinensis, 943 nucleotides. RefSeq lists its product as uncharacterized. The record is from RefSeq and is a predicted model, not a curated record. The transcript has 2 exons. Lineage: Eukaryota; Viridiplantae; Streptophyta; Magnoliopsida; Rosales; Rosaceae. Bases 261 to 851 code for a protein of 196 amino acids.
GCAGGCAGAGGGGAAGGAGGACCCAAAAAAAAAAAAAACCUUGAUUGUGGGUGCGCUCUGAAAUUUGUUGGGUUUACAUAGAAGAAUCACAUGGGGCUAAAUUAGGUUUGGUCCUAACGGCCGAAAAAUAUCGACUUUAAAAAAUACGAAGUCCCAAUGCAACGGUAACUUUCCCAUUCUGUCUUCUUCUUGCUUCUUUGAUUAAAGACCCCAACAAAACCAAACUUCCCCAUCACAAAAGUUCAUAGCUUUAUUCCACAAUGGCACUGGAAGGAGAUUCACUACUCACUUCACUAAAACUACAACAGGAAGAACAGAGAGAGAGGCUUAUUAUAGUGAGCGGUCCUUGCAAGGUGGUUGAGUAUUUGCAGCCAGUAAUGUCAAAAGAGCUUCUCUGCAAGUUCCCAGACAACUCUGCCUUCGAUUUCGACUACACGCAGAGCUCGAUAUGGUCUCCGCUGGUCCCGCGGGCUUACGCUCCGAUGGAUUUGGACUUCGAUUUCGAUUUCAUGACCCCGAGAAAGCUCACAUUUGAUCAAGUGGAGUUGGAGUCUAACAAUCAAAGUAGCAGCAUCAAGAAAGUGGGUUCUAGUGGUAAGAAGAAGAUGUGCACUGCUGGGUUUAAUCUUAACUUGAGUGCAUUGAAGAAGAAGAAGUGGAGAAGCAAGAAGAACAAGAUGGCAUUGGUACCUGAUUUCUCUCCAACUCCUGUUAAGGGUAAUUGUUACCCCAUUGCCUCAAAGGUAUGGAAUAAGGUGCUGAAAGCUGCCUCCAAGCACUUCAAGAAGAAGAAGAGAGAUCCAAUGGCUCAUGUGAGGCUCUCCAAUUACAUCAAAGAGGGAAAUAUCUGAAGCCUCUUCCACUUCCUCAUUUGUAAUUCUUUAUUGUUCCAUUACUUCAUUUAUUUAAUUAUUCAUCUCCGUAACCAGCAUUCUUAUAACAA